Messenger RNA from Oryza sativa Japonica Group (Japanese rice), 2361 nucleotides. RefSeq names its product pentatricopeptide repeat-containing protein At1g80150, mitochondrial. The record is from RefSeq and is a predicted model, not a curated record. Gene Ontology annotation, biological process: chloroplast-nucleus signaling pathway; mitochondria-nucleus signaling pathway. Gene Ontology annotation, molecular function: protein binding. Gene Ontology annotation, cellular component: chloroplast. Lineage: Eukaryota; Viridiplantae; Streptophyta; Magnoliopsida; Poales; Poaceae.
GUGGGUUGCGCCUCCACGCACGCACGCAGCCGUGGAACUCUCUCCUCCCUCUCCUCCUCACCUACGCAUCCCGCGCCCAUGGCCGCCGCCGCCGCCGCCGCCUCCACGCCGCCGUGCUGAGCCCACCCCCGAGAGACCUAGCUCACGCCGAGGACGCUACCACUCCGGCGCGGGCGGCGGCCUCGGGAUCGGGGCGGAUCAGAUGCUCUCCCUCGGCGCCAUCCGCAAGCUCUGCGCCGCGUUCGACGCCAUCGCGCUCACCGUCAUCGCGGCGGGGCUCUCCCGGACCUCGCACCACCCGUUCUCCGCGCACGCGCACUACUCCCAGCCGGACUUCCCCACCAUCGCCUCCUGCCGCGCCGCCGUCGCCAGCUCCAAGUGGCGGCGCCGCCACCCCUCCACCACCAAGGAGUCCGCCGGCGUCGAGCCUGCCGAGCCCCCCGUUCUGGUCAGGAUCAAGAACGAGAGGGACCCGGUGCGGCUGUACGAGCUGUUCAGGGCCAACGCGCACAACCGCCUCUUGAUUGAGAACCGGUUCGCGUUCGAGGACGCGGUGGCGCGCCUGGCAGGUGCUCGACGGAAUGACCUAGUGGAGGAGAUACUCGAGCAGCACAAGGCGUUGCCUCAGGGGAGGCGGGAAGGGUUCGUGGUCAGGAUCAUAGGUCUGUACGGCAAGGCAAGGAUGCCGGACCACGCGCUGAGCACUUUUCGCGAGAUGGGAUUGUAUGGAUGCCCGCGCACGGCCAAGUCACUCAAUGCCACGAUGAAGGUGCUACUGCGAGCGCGGCUGUUUGAUGAGGUCCUUCAGUUGUUCGAGAGUUCAGAGACAUAUGGGGUUGAGUUGGAUGACAUUUCGUACAAUACAGUGGUGAAAAUGAUGUGUGACUUGGGGGAACUUCGAGCGGCAUUUCGGGUUAUGCAGGAAAUGGAGAAGGCGGGGGUGAGACCGGAUGUCAUCACAUACACAACACUCAUGGAUGCAUUCUAUAAGUGUGGCCAGCGUGAGGUCGGGGAUGGUCUGUGGAAUCUCAUGAGGUUGAGAGGUUGCAUGCCAACACUUGCCAGUUACAAUGUGAGAAUCCAGUUCUUGGUUAACAGGAGAAGGGGCUGGCAAGCGAAUGAUUUGGUGAGGAAAAUGUAUGCAUCAGGCUUAAGGCCAGAUGAGAUCACGUAUAAUCUAGUUAUUAAGGGUUUCUUCAUGAUGGGCGAGCAUGAGAUGGCUAAGACAGUAUUUGGUGCGAUGCAUGGGAGGGGAUGCAAGCCAAAUGCUAAGGUUUACCAGACAAUGGUGCAUUACCUCUGUGAGAGAAGGGAGUUUGAUUUGGCAUUCAGGCUGUGCAAAGACAGCAUGGAGAAAAACUGGUUUCCAAGUGUUGAUACUAUUAACCAACUGCUAAAAGGCCUCAUAUCAAUUUCAAAGGACAGGAAUGCAAGAGAGAUAAUGAAAUUGGUAAUAGGAAGAAAACCUUCCUAUUCAAAUGAUGAAGUGAAAACCUUCCAGGACAUAUUGUCUCUUGGGAACACCAGAAGAUAAUUUGAGUAUUUGACUGCUGGAUGGAAUUUUUUGCUGUAUGUCCACCACAUGUAAUUUUAACACUUGGUUGGCACUCAUUUUAUGCCUGACUGAAUGGGAGAACAGUGAGGAAAUAAUGUUGGGAAUACAGGACAGCGGAAACUAUGGGGAAUGAAAUUUUGGACUUGUGGUUAUUCAAGCAGCAUUGUUCUCAGAAUCAAUUGAUGACACAAGGCAGGCAUUUUGUUGACAGUUCCAUUUGUUCUGUUGGCUUGGAGCACUGAAGGGAAAAAAAAAACGUAUAGAUCAAUCUCCGGGAAGUAAAUUUUUCUCGGAUUGGUGGCAGAUAAACAUUUUGUACCUCAACGUUUUGUAGCAUGUACAAGCAUAGCCUAGCAUAUGGAUCAAUCACUACAAAGCAAAUUUGUUCUCAGAUUUUCAGAUGGACCAGGGGUGUGUUUGGUUGGUGCCUGAGGAAGACUGGUGCCUGAAGAUCCCCUGAAAUCUCGAUGCAUUUUUCCUAACCAGGAAUGCCUGACAUUGUUUGUUUGGUUUUGAGGCCUGAGAUUGAACAUGCCCGAGAGAGAAAAAAACGUAAUAUUGAAAUAACAUUGACUGAAGAAAGCUUUGUCCAAGCCUAGGAAUCUACCAUUGACUAGUAGUAUAGCCAUUAGUUAACCCAGUGAUACUUGUGUAUUACUAGUAUGUUCAUUUGACUACACCUUUUUCAAGUUCAUUUCACUACACAAGUAAAUGUACAUUAUAACUUUCAGUCUUUUGUUCUUUGUUUACAUUCAUUAAUUAUACUAAUAAAUGUAGCUCAGUGCUCCAGUUUUUCCUUGUAUUAA